This is a messenger RNA of Oryzias melastigma (Indian medaka), 3379 nucleotides long. RefSeq names its product activin A receptor type 1Ba (gene acvr1ba). Gene Ontology annotation, cellular component: activin receptor complex; plasma membrane. The record is from RefSeq and is a predicted model, not a curated record. NCBI's taxonomy places the organism in Eukaryota, Metazoa, Chordata, Actinopteri, Beloniformes, Adrianichthyidae. The transcript is spliced from 9 exons. Gene Ontology annotation, molecular function: ATP binding; activin receptor activity, type I; activin binding. Gene Ontology annotation, biological process: cellular response to growth factor stimulus; nervous system development; protein phosphorylation. The coding region runs from base 272 to 1768 and encodes 498 amino acids.
UAUUGGACAGAGAGCUGUAAUUGAGCCUGAACCUUUGGUGUUCUGCCCCCACACAACACACCGCCGUGACCUCGGUAGGGGGACGUGCUGCACGCGGCCCUCACCCUUUAAACUUGCUCGCCCCGCCCUCCGGCGCGUCACCGGCUGGCUGGCUAGUAUCUGGCGGUGUGGUGCGUGCGGUCGGACUGUGGUUGUGUUUCAGGUCUCGCCGCGUUGAUAACGACAUAUUUCGGGCGCAGUUUCGCCGCGUAGCGAUGGGAAUUCCGAAACCAUGGCUCUAAUACGGAUCGCUGUAACACUGGUCGCCCUGCUCGGGUCGGCGGCCGUCGGUGACGCUUUACGUUGUAACUGCACAAACUGUAAGACGGGCUCUGAGUGCGAGACGGAUGGCGCCUGCAUGGCCUCGAUUUACUACGACAAGGGGAAGGAGGAGCAUGUUCGCAUGUGCAUCAAGCGCAAUGACCUGGUACCCCCCGGACAGCCGUUCUACUGCCUGAGUGCUGAAGGACUGAUGAACACUCACUGCUGCUACCAGGAUUACUGCAACAGCAUUGACCUGCAAGUUCCAGUUCCAAGAACGGCCGGCGACUGGACAGAAACGGGGAGCAGCUGGGGUCCAGUGGAGCUGGUGGCGGUCAUCGCAGGGCCCGUGUUUCUGCUCUGUGUGCUGCUGAUGGUCGGCGUGUUCCUGUUCCAGUACCACCAGAGAGCCUACAGUCACCGACAGAGGCUGGAGGUGGAGGACCCCUCCUGUGACCACCUGUAUUUGGCUAAAGACAAGACCCUGCAGGACCUCAUCUAUGACAUGUCCACCUCAGGAUCCGGCUCUGGCCUGCCUCUGUUUGUGCAGCGGACGGUCGCCAGGACCAUCGUGCUGCAGGAAAUCAUCGGGAAGGGUCGCUUUGGUGAGGUAUGGCGAGGAAAGUGGAGAGGAGGAGACGUGGCGGUGAAGAUCUUCUCAUCCAGAGAGGAGCGCUCCUGGUUCCGAGAGGCUGAAAUCUACCAGACAAUCAUGCUUCGGCACGAAAACAUUCUAGGAUUUAUAGCAGCAGACAACAAAGACAACGGGACGUGGACGCAGCUCUGGCUGGUGUCGGACUACCACGAGCACGGCUCCCUGUUCGACUACCUGAACCGCUACUCCGUCAGCAUCGAAAGCAUGAUCAAACUUGCACUUUCAGCUGCAAGCGGCCUGGCACAUCUACAUAUGGAAAUCCUCGGCACUCAGGGUAAGCCAGGCAUCGCUCACCGUGACCUCAAGUCUAAAAAUAUUCUGGUUAAGAAGAAUGGCACGUGUGCUAUAGCUGACCUCGGACUGGCAGUCCGCCACGAGUCCAUCACAGACACAAUCGAUAUAGCUCCCAACCAGCGUGUGGGCACUAAGAGGUACAUGGCUCCAGAAGUCCUGGAUGAAACAAUCAAUAUGAAACACUUUGAUUCCUUCAAGUGUGCCGACAUUUAUGCACUGGGGCUGGUGUACUGGGAGAUUGCUCGUCGCUGCAAUGCAGGAGGAAUCCACGAUGAGUACCAGCUGCCCUACUAUGACCUGGUUCCGUCUGAUCCAUCCAUAGAGGAGAUGAGGAAGGUCGUGUGUGACCAGAAACUGAGGCCCAGUAUUCCUAACUGGUGGCAGAGCUAUGAGUCUCUGCGUGUGAUGGGGAAGAUCAUGCGAGAGUGCUGGUAUGCCAACGGCGCCGCCCGGCUGACCGCUCUGCGCAUCAAGAAGACUCUGUCUCAGCUCAGUGUGGAGGAGGACGUCAAAAUGUGAGCAGCCCAGGAAACGGAGAAGAUGCGCCGGAGACGUGCAACUCGACCACCCUCGUUUAGGAAACAAACACUAAAGACUGACUGCAAACGAAAACCCUGCCAGUUUUAAAGCCACACUCCAAGUUGUGACAAGGCCUACCUCACCUUUCUAGCCAAAACUACUGAAAACCCUCCCCAUCCCCGUGACAUCUCUCCCUUUGCUCCUCGUGUCUCCUCCCCUUAAACCUCCUCCUCCUCCACAGGCCACUUCAGCACUACCACUGUUAAUAUCAUGAGUGUUUUCAUUUCCCAGGGCAGAAAUUCCUACUACUACUGUACAGGAUCUGGACUCUUGUUCUCCAACAGAAGUUAGGUGUGAUGCGGGUUUGAGGUCAAACAUUACCCACUGCUGCAGCAUCGUACAGUUGCUGUGAGUGUGGCGGCAGGAAGAGGCUGAAGCACUGUUUCUAUCGGUGUCCGAACUACCAGCACGUCGUCUGGUGUCGGCUGGAGUUCGGCAGGCAAACGUCUGUAAUUUGGAAAUCCAGAUUCUUCUUUGGAACCCCCCCUCUGGCGGAUGGAGAAACGAGUUGCACUCAACUGUAGCUUCCUGGCACGCGAGACCGGCAGGUUUCAACGGAUGUGCUCCAGUCUCGGGUUCUUUUUUGUGGCAGGGAUGAUGAUGAUGAUGAUGAUGUUUGGGAUGAUUUCAUUUCUAUUUAUUUGUUUGUAGACUAUAUUUCUUAUUGAUGAACACUGUGAGAUGAGAUGCUACAAAACCAGAGUCUAGCUGUAAAGUGGGGCGUUGUAGUUCAGUCCAAGUCUUCAGCUCCUUUCAGAUCUUCGGUGAAAGGGGUCUCUGCAUUCAUUUUGUGAGAGAACGGUGAAUGUAGCCGGAAGCCCACAAGGCGGCAGGCGGCGCUGUUGUGCACACGGAGCAAAUAAACGGGGUGAAAUAGCAAAGAAAAAUACUGUUUUGUUGUGUUAAGUAUAGCUUUGAAUUGUUAUCUGGACAGUGUGAUGGGUUUCCUUCAAACUUUGACAUUAGACACUACUGACGAUGGGUACAUUUGAUUUGUAUAUAAAACUUUAUUUCCUUUUAUGCCUCAUGCUCCAGUCUGACCAUUAAUUUCAUUUUCUGUUUUAUUUGUGUGUUGAACGGUACUCAUUGUAAUCCUUGGACAUGUGCUGGGAAACCUUUUACCUGCUGGGGUUUGUUUGUGUUGAUUUCCCUCCUCUCAUGUCAGAAAUGUUGGUACUACUGAUCCGUGCAGCUCCUCUCCUGCACGUCCUGCGAGGUGACGUCUUCUCAAAACACUGGAAUACAAGAGCAUCACAGAGACCUCCGUCUGGAACGCGUUCGUCCGGAACGUGUUACCAACUUAUGCAUUGAAAGACUGACGCGCUGCAAAGUGAAACUGCAUGUUUUCUUUUGGUUCAAACCUCUGCAGUCCCUCAGUUUGCAGAGCAGACUCUUGAAAGUAUUACACUGAUGUGUCACCUUUGGGCUCCGCACUGUUCCGACCUCGAGGGCGGUAGAUCCCGGCGCCGUCGCUCCAUCCAGAACCCGCGUGUCCCGGUUUUAGCGCCCGUUUUGCAUGCUGUAUCAAACACUGGGUCCUCCAUUGUCGUU